Messenger RNA from Nicotiana tabacum (common tobacco), 1948 nucleotides. NCBI's taxonomy places the organism in Eukaryota, Viridiplantae, Streptophyta, Magnoliopsida, Solanales, Solanaceae. The record is from RefSeq and is a predicted model, not a curated record.
UGUUGGUACUAGGGUUUGGUCGAUAGUUCCGAAGAAAUGGCCGAUAGUGAAUCGAGGCAAUUUUCACCUGAUAAGGAGCCAUGUUUUGCAGAAGAACUACUUGACUGGCAGAGGAGGGAACUGCCCCGCAGGUUCUUGUCUGGUCAGGUUGUCUGGGAUGACGACGCUUUCAUCCCCGAAGGCGCUUCGGAGAAGCACAGGGUUAUAUUUCGCAGAAUUUAUAGGAAAUACUUCCUUCAGAUUUUUGCUUCGGAUGGUUUCGACAUUGACAUCUAUCCGGGUAAAGCCAAGGCAGCUAUGCUUAUACCAUACCUGGAUUUUGAGAAAGAAAUUGACUUGCUGAUGGAACUGGCUAACCAUGCUAUUCAGGAUUACAACAGUAAAGAAACCAAUGUUUACAAAUACGAGGUCUUGUAUGUUGAAAAAGUGAACUUUAUUUUGGCCGAAUGCCGCGAAUUUUUUAUGACUGUUAAAGUUAAAAAUCUCACUCUGCGUUCACCUAAAGAAACUUUUCAAAUCCAUGCAUAUAAAGGACCAGAUGGGGAGAAUAUUUUCUGCCUUUGCCGGAGAAAAUUGCUGGUUUGAGAAAGCAAAAAUGACAGAAACAUGAACUCUCGUGGUUGGCUCUACGAGCAAUGUUGUUUCUUUCAGUCAUUCUGUGCCACCACCGGCUCCGGCGAAAAAGUCCGAAAUUUUUUUCGGGAUUGAGUUCAAACGGUGGCAAUAAAAGAUGUUCUUCUAUUUGACUACUUGGAGUCUAUAGAAGUUCAUCAAAGAGGGCGUUCCAGUUCUGCCGGAAUCAAUUCCUGAGAAUGAACAUUUUUUAGUGACUGAGGCAUGGAAGCGCUCAUAUUUCUUAUGCAAGAAUUACAUUCUUAGCAGACUGGAGGAUGAUCUUUACAACGUCUAUAGUAAUGUAGAAACUUCGAAAGAACUAUGGUAGGCGUUGGAAAAGAAGUAUAAAACCGAGGAUGCCGGUUUGAAGAAGUUCGUUGCAGCCAAAUAUUUGGACUAUAAGAUGGUAGACAGCAAGCCUGUCAUUACCCAAGUUCAAGAGCUGCAAGUUAUCAUUCAUGAUAUCCUUGCUGAAGGUAUAAUCCAAAUUAAUGCUUUUGUUGAAAGUAUUAAUUUUGUUACCAAUUAUGAAUUUUUUGUUGAAGGUUUGGUCAUCAAUGAGGCGUUUCAAGUUGCAGCAAUGAUUGAGAAGUUACCCCUUUUAUGGAGGGACUUUAAUAACUACUUGAAACACAAGUGCAUGGAGAUGAAACUCGAAGAUCUCAUCGUUCGAUUGAGGAUCGAAGAGGACAAUAAAGCUGCAGAAAAAAAGAUACGUGGGAACUAACCAAUUAUGGGAGCAAAUAUUGUUGAAACUGCUCCAAUUAAUCCGAAGAAGCGGAAGAAGUCUUCUGGACCAAACAACUAUCACAUCAAGAAGAAAUUCAAGGAAAAUUGCCACAACUGUGGAAAGGAUGGACACAAAGCUGCAGAAUGUCGUGCUCCAAAGAAAGAGAAGAAAAUGGUCACGCAAAUAUGGUUCAAACAAAUGAUGAUAUUGAUGAUUUGUGCGCUAUGUUGUCUGAAUGCAACUUAGUGGAAAAUCCUAAGGAGUGGUGGAUUGAUUCUGGUGUCACUCGCCAUGUUUGUGCUUUUAGAGAAACAUUUGCUUCAUAUGCCCCGCUAGACCCGACAAGACCAUUUUUAUGAAAAAUUUCUGCAACGGCCAAAAUUGAAGGGUAUGGAAAGAUAUUUCUGAAGAUGACCUCUGGGAAGGUGGUGACUUUGAACAACAUAGGUCAUAUUCCUAAAAUACGGAAGAACUUAGUUUCUAUUUCACUUCUCGUCAAGAAUUGGGUUAAGUGUGUUUUUGUUUCAGACAAAGUUGUAAUAAGUAAGAACGAGAUGUACUUAGAAAAAUAUUACCUUACUGAGAGCCCUUUUAAGCUGAAUG